Pseudophryne corroboree (corroboree frog) is the source of this 1638-nucleotide messenger RNA. RefSeq names its product hyaluronidase-5-like. The coding region runs from base 96 to 1496 and encodes 466 amino acids. Gene Ontology annotation, molecular function: hyalurononglucosaminidase activity. Gene Ontology annotation, cellular component: acrosomal vesicle. The transcript is spliced from 3 exons. The record is from RefSeq and is a predicted model, not a curated record. Gene Ontology annotation, biological process: carbohydrate metabolic process; hyaluronan catabolic process. Lineage: Eukaryota; Metazoa; Chordata; Amphibia; Anura; Myobatrachidae.
GAUAUAUCCUUGGUUUCAGGUGUGAGAAUCUGAAGACUUAAAAACUCUUGUUAGAAAAACAGUAACUAUUCUAAAACGGAGUUCCUAUACUUUAAAUGGAAGUAAAACAUAAUCUGAAUAUCUCUGUAUUGAUAAAGACAUCAUUUUUGCUUGCACUCAUAUCAAAUUUACAUGCAAUAAGACCCAGAGCACCAGCCAGAACGCGGUCUCCUUUUGUGACUGUAUGGAAUGCGCCAACAGAACUCUGCAUGAGAAAAUUCAGAGUCCCUAUAGAUGUCCGCUUUUUUGAUGCUGUGGGAAGCACACUGCCAACUGCCACAGCUCAAGACAUUACAAUAUUCUAUACCAACAGACUGGGCUACUAUCCCUACAUAGACCCAAUAACUGGCAAUAACUACAAUGGAGGCAUUCCCCAAAUGACCAACAUGGACCAACACUUAAAAAAAGCCAAAGAAGAUAUUCUUCAUUAUAUACCAUCAGCAACACAAACUGGACUUGCUGUGAUUGACUGGGAGGAUUGGAGACCAAUAUGGAUAAGAAACUGGGCUUCUAAAAAAAUAUAUAGGAAACAAUCCAUAGACUAUGUUCAGCAAAAAGACCUGACUCUUAGUCUGCAUAAUGCAGAAUCUGUAGCAACGUUAGAGUUUGAGUCAUCAGCAAAACGCCUCAUGCUAAACACUCUCAAGCUAGGAAAGCAAUUAAGGCCAAACUACCUUUGGGGAUUCUACCUCUUCCCCAAUUGUCAAAACUAUGAUUAUAAACAGAACCCUCAUCAUUACACUGGAAGUUGCCCAGAUAUUGAAGUGUUAAGAAAUGAUAAACUCAGGUGGAUGUGGAAAGAAAGUACAGCACUAUUUCCAAACAUUUACCUGGAAAAGACACUUAUGUCUUCACAUCGUGCUGCGCUAUUUGCUCGUCAUCGCAUACAAGAAGCUAAAAGACUUUCAUCACUAUCAAAGAUGGGUAUCUCCUUGCCAAUAUAUGCAUACAGCAGACCAGUAUUUACCGACUAUCCUGAAGAAUAUCUAACAGAGCUUGAUCUUGUAAAUACGAUUGGUGAGAGUGCAGCCUUGGGUGCCACUGGAUUCGUAAUGUGGGGCGAUGUAAACCUGACUCGGAGCAUGAAUUCUUGCACGAGUUUGAAUACCUUCAUUAUCAAUAUUCUCAAUCCAUAUGUGAUCAAUGUCUCAUUAUCAGCCAAACUGUGCAGUGCUGUACUGUGCCAGAAUAAUGGAGUAUGCAUCCGCAAAGCAUGGAACACUAGCACUUAUCUGCAUCUGAAUCAAACAAACAUUGCAAUAGAACAAUAUAAAGGUACCUAUAACGUCAGAGGAACUCCAAGUCUAGAAGACCUUAAAUAUUACUCAGAAAACUUCAAAUGCCACUGCUAUGCUGGCCACAAAUGCAAAGAGCUUCCAGAUAUAUAUGCAAUUGCACAAAUGCAUAUUUGUAUAACUCAGAAUAUCUGCAUACAUAUUGAAAAUGUAUCAUUGUAGACUUGCUGAUUUGUGAUAUGCAUAGUACUUCAUCCUGAAAAGUAUUGUCACAAUGUAAUUCACAUCUGUAUAAUGUACUUGUUGUAACAUACUGUACUGUUUCAUAUCAACAGCAAAUUGUUUUGUUAUCUAUGUAUUGUAU